Metarhizium brunneum ARSEF 3297 is the source of this 1743-nucleotide messenger RNA. RefSeq lists its product as uncharacterized. NCBI's taxonomy places the organism in Eukaryota, Fungi, Ascomycota, Sordariomycetes, Hypocreales, Clavicipitaceae. Gene Ontology annotation, cellular component: plasma membrane. Gene Ontology annotation, molecular function: transmembrane transporter activity. The record is from RefSeq and is a predicted model, not a curated record. Gene Ontology annotation, biological process: transmembrane transport.
AUGGGCGACUUCCAGAUGUCCCUUCCUUACCCUAACCCUUCCCUUAGUCAGAUGCCGUCCAUACAGAAUCCAAAUAUAUCCCAGGCAGACCAAACCGCGCCUUCCCGGGCCAGAAAUCGCCACAAUGUCAGCGGCAUUCGCCAGAAAGUUCUUAUGGCAUCCUUGCUUGUCGGUCUUCUGUUUUCCAGCCUGGACACCUCUAUCGUCGCUACUUCUCUGGUUACCAUCUCCCACGAACUGAACGACUUUGCUAAUGCUCCGUGGAUUAUCCUGGCUUAUCUGUUGACUUACAUGGGGUUUGCCGUUUGCAUUUCAAAGUUGAGUGACAUCUACGGCCGACGAAACAUGCUUAUUCUGUCCUGGAUAAUAUUCAUCGCUUUUUCAAUGGGUUGUGCAACUGCAAAAGGCAUGAUUGAGCUGAUUUGCUGCCGAGCGUUUCAAGGUAUCGGAGCGUCUGGUCUUUAUAGUCUCACCCAGAUUGGACUUGUCGAAGUUGGUCCGGUUCAUCGGCCAAGUCUAAUUGGGGCCAUGAUUGGGGCCACUCUUGCUGCAGCGUUUGUUUUGGGCCCUCUCGUGGGAGGUGUUAUAUCUCAACUAUCGGAUUGGAGAUGGUUGUUUAACCUCAAUAUUCCCUUUGGGCUCAUAACAAUUUUAAUACUCACCAAUUUUUGGCCACAAGAAGACGUGGCCGACCUGCUCUCGUGGACAGCUUUCAGGAGCAUCGAUUUCCUCGGUAGUGCCACGCUACUCUGCAGCUCCGGUUUUCUAGUCUUCGCCUUGCAACAGGCUGGCUCACAAGCUCUAGCUUGGCUGAGUCCAGCAAUUGUCAUCAGCUUCAUUGUUUCCACUUUGAGUUGCAUUGUUUUUGUUACAUGGGAGAUACACUUGGCACGCAAGCGACAUCGUCAUAUCGAGCCAAUAUUUCCCAUCGGGCUUAUGGGCAAGCGUGUAUACGCCGCCGGAUUACUUGUCACACUAUUCACUGGAUUCCCAUACAUUUGUUUCUCCAUAAUCCUACCAGAGCGAUUUCAGAUGGUCAAUAAUCAAAACCCACUUAUGGCGGGAGUUCGGAUUCUUCCAAUGCUUAGUGCGUGCGCUUUUGGCUCUUUUCUUGGAGGAGCCAUAUCAAGCAAACGAAACAACACAUCUUAUACCCUGGUUGCAGCUUCCUGUCUUCAGCUUCUUGGAGUUGGGCUCAUGACUACUGUGUCUGGUGAUUCCGAGACGGCGGCAGGCCAGUAUGGCUAUCAAGCAAUUUUUGGCUUGGGUGUUGGCCUGUCCUUUUCGGCAGCGACAAUUAUGACAAACAUUUUGGCUACAGAGCCAAAUGAGAGAGCUUCCGCUCAAGGCGCUGUUGCCCAGGCCAGGGUUCUUGGUGGAUGCAUUGGAUUGUCUUUAUGCACGAUCCUUUUCAAUGCACACGCCAAUAGGCUUUUAAGUGGUCGUUUGACAGAUCAAGAACUAUAUAUGCUGCACCGGUCUCCCUUAUCAGGACUGCGGCUGCCCGACAAUUUGCGAGGGCUCGUAAGACAAGUCUACAUUGGCGCAUUUAGAAGAGAGAUCGAGGUCAUCGGAGUGGCUUGUGCAGUCAUGGUGGUCAUUUCUCUUUUCACCCUGGAAAAAAAACCUACACCUAUUGAACGAAUAACGGCUCCGGUCAAGGACGAAUCGUCAUCGUAUCGCAGGGGAAGUGACUCUGGGACGGAGAUCAACGACGUCACACAUGCUCGUCACAUGGCUUAA